UUCAAAUCCAGACAAAACAAGACCUCAUAAUCCACAUACAAAUUUAAAAUGGCAAAUAACACUGGUUCCAGCCGUCAUUAGUACUAAGAUGUAACUGACUUUCUUAACUCUUUGAGAGCCCUUCAGCUGGAAGAUGGGAGUUUCUGGGCAGUAGCCGAAGGCAGUGAAAAUGACAUGCGAUUUGUGUACUGUGCUUCCUGUAUUUGCUAUAUGCUCAACUGGUCAGGCAUGGAUGUGAAAAAAGCCAUCACCUAUAUUAGAAGAAGUAUGUCCUAUGACAAUGGCCUGGCACAGGGAGCUGGACUUGAAUCUCAUGGAGGAUCUACUUUUUGUGGCAUUGCCUCACUCUGUCUGAUGGGUAAACUAGAAGAAGUUUUUUCAGAAAAAGAAUUGAACAGGAUAAAGAGGUGGUGUAUAAUGAGGCAGCAAAAUGGUUAUCAUGGAAGCCCUAAUAAGCUUGUAGACAGCUGUUACUCUUUUUGGGUGGAAGCAACUCUAAAGCUUCUAAAAAUUUUCCAAUAUACUAACUUUGAGAAAAAUAGAAAUUACAUCUUAUCAUCUCAAGAUUGCCUCGCAGGAGGAUUUGCCAAGUGGCCAGACAGUCAUCCAGAUGCUUUGCAUGCAUACUUUGGGAUCUGUGGCCUGUCACUAAUGGAGGAAACUGAAAUUUGUAAAGUUCAUCCUGCUCUGAAUGUAAGCACACGGACUUCUGAACGCCUUCUAGAUCUCCAUCAAAGCUGGAAAACCAAGGACUCUAAACAAUGCUCUGAGAAUGUAGAGUCUUACAAUCAAAUCUCCUGCUGAUGUCACUUUGGGAUAUGGUGUUGAACCAGUAAUCUUUGUACUGGGUUUCAAGAAAAUCUUUGUUGACGUUUGAACCACUUUGUCGUAGUUCU
Molecule: messenger RNA, 896 nt
Organism: Callithrix jacchus (white-tufted-ear marmoset)
Lineage: Eukaryota; Metazoa; Chordata; Mammalia; Primates; Cebidae
Source: RefSeq, a predicted model, not a curated record